Messenger RNA from Hypoxylon trugodes, 2685 nucleotides. RefSeq lists its product as uncharacterized. Lineage: Eukaryota; Fungi; Ascomycota; Sordariomycetes; Xylariales; Hypoxylaceae. The record is from RefSeq and is a predicted model, not a curated record. The transcript has a single exon. The coding region runs from base 336 to 2210 and encodes 624 amino acids.
CUUUGCCCUCAUGACACAAUAUAACGCAACAUGAAGUCAGAUACCUUGGUACGAUCCAUAGAAUUUACUCGAUAUAAUGACUACAGAAUGCAAAUAGAUAAUUAUUCGUAAAAUUAAAUUCGAUAUUGCCUAUUCUACUCUUUUCCGAGGUUUCUGGUGGCUAACCUUUGUUCGUCGGCGUCGAAAUAACUACUGGUUCAAGACCUGCUUGUGGAAUGUACGUAUCUGUUCGAGCUCUAUCUACUAAAGAAAGACUUGGUAUUCAAAUACGAUACAAAUGAUUCGAGUCGCUCAGUUCAAGGGACGCUAUAUUCUAUCAUCCGGUACGUCCCGUCAUGGCUACAGCCGUAACGAUAAGUUCACCACUGAGUGACUUAGAAAGAGGUGAUGGAACACCCAAAUAUCCUCGAAAGAUCAGUUGUGUACGAGACAUCACUUUUAAAGUCAUUCCCUUUAUUAUCAUGUUGCUUAUCGCCCUCUCUACUGGUGCUAUUCUUGUUAUGACCCUUAGCGAAAACAAGCCGAUGCCCCAUGAACCAACAAUAGUAGUAUCUAUUUUGCUCUUGAUAUUCUUCGUCCUAUUCUCCAUAGGAAUGUGUAUUGUUUAUUUCGCGAAACGUUAUCCACGCCUGAAAAAGGGUUUCGAUGCCCUAGGACGACCGCUUCCAAAGGAGACCACUCAGAAAAGGGGUAGCAAUAGGACUUCCCAAAACUCUGAUUGCGAGAAAGUCGAACCAGGAGUUGAACCUACAAGCCGAUCAAAUAGCCCAGCCGAAUUGGAGCCCGCAGAUCGACCUAAUGAGCAACAUCCAAGUGAUCCACGGCCGCAUGAGCAUCCAUACAGUGUAAAACCCCUUAAACUACCUAGGAAUAAGAAUCUUGAAGGCCACGGCCCGAAGGAACCGGGCAGACCAGUCAAAGAACCGAUACGAAGACGACCUGUUAACAAGGGACGUAGCCCGCUCCAUAAUGAAUAUAUACUUCCGGUGAUCGAGGAGGAGAUUAUGCAGGACUUGCGGACAAAUCGCCAUGAUCCUUCAUACUCGCAGAUGUCGAGUGCGAAUGGGCAUCCAGGAAGACAAGAAAGGCCUACACGUGCAUCAUAUAAUAAUCAACCAGGUACACUAUCUCCAAUGACUCCACCAAAUCAUCGGGCGACCAGGAGUACGGAAAUGGUCAACGGGAAUUCAGGCUCUUCACCGCUUUCAACACCUUCAUCCCUAAUAGCAGGGUACGGAAGAGGGCAAUUUGCGAGUCCUCGUGCAUAUCUCGUACGUAUUCCCGACGACAUGCAGCAGGAGCUUGCACAUAUGAUUCCUGAGAGAUUGGAUCCUGAGAAUUGCCUUUACAUCUACAAACCGCUUCCAAAGCAAAAAACAGAAGUGAAUGGACUAGGGGAUGAGCCAAGACACCAUGCAGGGAGCUUUAAGAGACAGACUUAUAAGUCAACCAUGGGCAUAGAUCUGUUCCGGGCCGAUAUGUUUAGAAAUCGAGGGUCCCGAUUAGAUGAUUCAGAUGGCGUCUUGGUUUCCCCGUCACCACAACCUAGGAAUCCAAUUAAGAAAAGAUCCGGCGUAAUACCUAGUAUUCAUGAAGGCAAAACCAGGAGCGCUCCAAACGAGGAAUGUGAAGUUGAAGGCGACUUGUCGCCAACACCCCAUCAUAUCCAUCCGGCACUCAAGCGAAACGAAGAAAAUCCAAAGAAACAAAACCCUCUAUCAUCUAAACACACGAGCCAAGAAAAGAUUCCCGAUCGCCGUGGAGUAUCCUUCCAGAACCCCUCAACCCAACGAGCAGCACAAACCACAUCAUCACUACGCAACUCCAAGCCUCCUAUAUUCCCCUCACCACCACCCACAGCUAGAACAUCCUACCGCCGAAGCCAUCCGCCUUUGGAAAACGAAGGCAAUCCUUACUUACACUAUGAAAAUUACACAGCGCCUGGUAUUCUGGAGAGACUCGAAGUAAUCAGAGACCGCAUGCGGCGGGCUUUGGUCGGAAUGGACCGGGGAGCAGCAGAGCAACUCCUACGACACUUAGAGGAAGCACAGCUUAACACCUAUUGUGGAAUCAGAUAUCCGGGUCGCCUAUCACCUCGAAUGCCUGUAAGAAUACCGCAACGCAGAAGUAGCAGAAGACUCUACGACCAUUCCGCGGCAAGCCGGAGAACGGCGUCUGACAGCAGCUCAAGUAUUUACGAUGUCUGGUGAUAAUGCGACCGAAGCUUUUUGUACACAAUUCUAGACUGUGUCGGGAUAAAAUAAAGAAUAGAGUGGGGAUAGAAUGUGUAGAUAUAAAUAGAAUAAAGAAACCAUUUACGCCGAGAACGGUACAAUGCGAGGCACGAGAUAUCUUUUUCAUCGGAAAAAUUCAUGAUCUAUUGCAAUCGCGACUACCUAACGCCUAGCACGCCGGUGUAUGACGCGCGCGUAUAUCAUUUAUAAUAGGGACUAUGAUGGGAUUAAAUGCUCCUACGUAGUCUGUCCCAGAACGAACCACCACUAGCCUUUACCGGCUGAGUCGGUUCUGGAGACAAGAUAACCGUAUUCCAUUUAUUCACGCCGUCGAUAUAGACGGUGUACUUCAAACUGCUCUGCUCGCCCUGAGCGAACUUUUCGAUCGUAAUUGCGCCAAAUUUGGAGUUACCCGCAUUUAUAUACCUGUUGAUAUUAGUGUGCUGCUAAC